Amyelois transitella is the source of this 1112-nucleotide messenger RNA. RefSeq lists its product as uncharacterized. The record is from RefSeq and is a predicted model, not a curated record. The coding region runs from base 147 to 914 and encodes 255 amino acids. Lineage: Eukaryota; Metazoa; Arthropoda; Insecta; Lepidoptera; Pyralidae. The transcript has 5 exons.
ACUUCAUUCGCUAGGAACAUAGUCUAUGCAACGCACAUAUUCUCAGAUUACGUUCAUUUUAUACCCGAAUAAAUUAAAUUAUUAGUACAGAAAUAUAAAUAGUAUUUAUUGAAUAGUAUCAGCAGCAACAAUAUUUAAAAAAUAAAAUGGCGAACUGCAUUCUCGCUCUUUUUGUGUUUUGUGCUGUAUUUCAAUGCAGUCUACAAUUAGUGCCUUUACCGGACUACAUCCAUCCCUGUGCAGAAUUGUCAGACGAAUGUUUCACCAAAGCGACCCUGGACGCCAUUCCCGGUGUGGUGAAGGGCAUCCCGGAGGCAGACAUACCACCUUUAGAUCCUUUAUAUAUGGACAGGAACAUUAGUAUAGAACUACCUGGGAAUCUGAAGAUGACCUUCCAUAAUGCUAAAUUGUCUGGCCUCGGGUCAUGUGUACCAAAUAAAGUUUCAUCGCGCCGAGAGAACCGUACCUUCAUCUUUGACAUGCACUGUAACUUCACCAUCAAAGGGCUCUACAGCCUGAAGGGGCAUCUGCUUCUCUUCAACUUGGACACAGAGGGCGCUGCUAAGAUCAAAAUUUGGAACCAGCACAUUCGCCUAGAAGUCGUAGAGAAGGUGGUUAUCAACAAGAAGGGUGAGGGACACUACAAGAUCAACUCUUACAAGUACAAGGCUGAUUACGGGACCGACCUGAAGAUGAACUUGACGAAUCUCAUCAGAGGCAACCCUGAAAUUAGUGCGCACAUUCUCCGGGUUUUGAACGCGGAUUCCCAACUGUUCGCGAACGAAUUCGGCGGCCCGAUCCUGGAUUAUGCCAUAGACUACGCUAUGAACGUUACACAGAGGUUCUUCAACACCUUCACGUACGACCAGAUAAGCCAUGUACCCUUAACAGACGAAUUCUUUGUCAAAGAGUAGCCUUAAUUUAAGAGUCGCCUGUAAAAUCGAGAAAACCUCCGUUUCAGUUGUAUUUUUUUUUAUUUUACAUGAUUUUCAUCAAAAUCUAAUAAAGCUAAGUAUAUUUUGAUGAAAAUCAAGUAAAAUGAAAACGCGUAUUACAGGCGGGUCUUGAUUAAUUUAUAAGUUUGGUUAAGUAGGAUAAAGGAUUAAAUAUUA